Molecule: messenger RNA, 4533 nt
Organism: Gopherus evgoodei (Goodes thornscrub tortoise)
Lineage: Eukaryota; Metazoa; Chordata; Testudines; Testudinidae
Gene: SH3TC1
Product: SH3 domain and tetratricopeptide repeats 1
Exons: 17
Coding region: 4-4092 (1362 amino acids)
Molecular function (GO): protein binding
Source: RefSeq, a predicted model, not a curated record
GUUAUGGAGCUCCCAGCAGCAGCAGUGGAAUGCAAUGUUUCUGUUUUCGGGCUCCACACCCUGAUGGAGGAAGAAGGAUUCUGCAGCUCUGCUCCCUAUCUGAAAGAGAAACAACGUAGCUCUUGGGAAGGAAGUAAACAGCAGCUGGGGAGGAGUGUGUCUGACUUUAUGCAUGUGGCAGCUAAUACUGCCAUUUCCACAUCGAUUAACAUGAAAGAGGAGGUCUCUUCUCAAGGACAAAUGGCCAUGGACUUUUCUCAGAAUAACUGCUUGAAGGCCAGUUCAAGGAUACCUCCCAGUCCAGCAGAGAGUUUUCCAACAGAUAUCUCCCUGAAGCUAAUCAUGGUAAAACGAAAGAGUGGACUUCCUGACCCCCGACUGCAGGGAGAACUGAGAGGACGACUCCGUCUUCUGGAGAAUGACAGCAGGGAGGUCAUGGCAGUUUUUAGUGAGCUGUCUGCCAGACUGUUGUCUAUUCACAGUGACCAAGACCUAAUAGUGGUGACAUUUAAAACAUUUGAAGAAAUAUGGAAGUUUUUAACCUACCAUUCCCUUGGUUUUAUAAAUCACUGCAUGGAGAAUUUGUUGCUAGAUCAGUCUUUCUGGCUCUGUUCCCAAGAAGAGAAUGAGGCUAAACAAGAAGAAGCUGGAAUUGAAGUCUGUAUAAAUGAAGAGUCUCUAAAUUUGAUGUACAGAGGUCUCUUAAUACAGGAAGGAACUUUCUUUGUCUUAUGUCCUGACAACCUCAUAAGAGAGACAACGGCUGCAGACAUGGAAAUGAAGGUUUAUCAAGAGAACAGAAGAGUUACUGAAGACAUCUCUGGUGGAUCACUGGGUGAUGACCUGACCUUAUUGGCUAAACCUGCUGCAGAGACUUUGAUCCCUUUUCAUCAAUGGUUUCUUAAAGUAUACUCUGAUCCUGUUAAUUUUGCUAGCAAAAUGGAGUCUAAAUGCAGCAAGAAAAUAGCUACGGGAUCUUCUCAAGCAAUGAUUAGUUAUGCAAGUGCGGUGCCUGAAGAGAUUAGCUUCCAGAGUGGAGACAAAAUUGAAAUAAUUGGCUACUUCAUAGAGUGCCUGGAGUGGUUUGUUGGAAGGCAUAUGUUGACGGGUCAAAUUGGUUUUGUAAAGACGAGCCACGUUAAACCUGACACCUCUGGAACUGAACAACAAAAUCUGGAUUUUCUCGAUGAGGAAGAGAGAACUUUUUUUGCGAAAGAAAGAAAUGUUGUGGAAGAGGAUCUGGUGCAUUUAGUGAAGCAAACGUCAAACACAGAAGUUUGCACUGUGUAUAGAAUAGACAGAUUACAAGAAUUAGAAUUUCAGAACCCUCAAGAACAAGAAAUGCCACACCCCUCAUCUAAUACAGACUCCAAUAGAAUCAAGGAGAUGGUAAAAGAAUCCCUUAUGAAAUGUACAGAUUUCCAGCUCCAGUUGAAUGGGACAUCUAAUCAAGGAAAUGAUUUUCCUAGCUCUUCAAAUCAGCAGACCUGUGCCUUGGCUGAAGAGCCACAUUUCUGCAUGCAACAAGAUGAAGAGGAUCAAGGAUCUGGGGUCUUUGAGUCAUUGUUGUUGUUUUUAAAUAGUGAAGAGUAUGAGGUGCACUUCAAAAACCUGUAUGACUUCUCCUUCCCGUUUCUUAACACCACAUUUUAUGGCUACACUGGUGAAGAAGAACUGGUUAACUAUUUUGGACUGGUGAGGGAGGCAGCAAAGAAAGCAAAUCUGCCUUGGGCCCUAACAAGGCUAUGCUUUCUCUUGGGUAGACUGAGUAUUAGAAAGCUUAAAUUUUCCCAAGCUCGUGUUUAUUUUGAAGAAGCCUUAGGAGCUAUAAGAGGAGGUUUUAGUGACCUGUAUCUUGUAGUUGCUCUUUAUACAAAUCUAACAGUCAUCUACUUGAAACAGAAGAACAAAGAAAAAUGUGCUCAUAUUUUUGACAAGGUUACUUCUCUGCUCAUGGGAAUUCCCAACUACAUCUGUAGCACUGACAUGGAGUCAGACAUACUAAGGUACGCUUUAAAGAGGACAGUACUGAGUCAGAGCAAGCAUGCAGAAGCCAGAGCAUGCUUCCUAUUGGCAAAACAUUACACAAAACUUAAACAAUAUGAAGAGGCACUACCAUUCCUAGAAAGGCUGCAGCUUUUGAAUAAUGACUUGGAUUUACAGAAGAGCUCGCUAUCAGCCGACUGCUAUUUUAAACUAGGUGAGUCCUACAGUCAAAAAUGCUUGCCACACAUUGUGCUAAGUUGCAUAAAGGUCGCUUCUUCCCAAGGAUCAUAUACUCUAAUGGACUCUUUGAGAAGCAUUGAUUUAGUCACCAAAAAUGCUCCCAAACUCCAUAGGCUGAGAAAAGCUGGGCAAAUGUUCCCAUCCCAAAUUGCACCUUAUCUCAGACAAGCACUUUUCUCAGCGUUUACCAAUGAGCAGCAAAAACUGUGCAGCACAAUUUGUCUUAGCUUAUCGGAACUGUACAGUCAUCACAGGCUGUAUGGAGAAGCCAUUGUUUAUAUGGAGAAAGUACUGCACUUCAAUACUUCUGCCCAUGCUGGAGAAACUAUUAACCAUUUAGUUUCACUUGCUUGGUUAUAUAUUCUUCACAGGCAAAAUACUGUAGCUUUGGCGAUCUUAAAUACCAUAAUAGACUCUUCAUUGAGUAGUCCUCCUCAGUUAGGUGUUAUUUAUAAUAUGACUGCCAUUGCUUUGAAACGAACCAACAACACAAAACAAGCUGCUGUGAGUUACUACAAAGCUCUGCACAUUUCAGAAGAGGCUGAUAUGGUACACAACCGUGCUGUAGUUCUGGCUAAUUUUGGAAAUCUCUGCCUGCAUUUAGCAGCCAAUUGUUUGGCAGAGCACUACUAUGUCAAAGCAGUAAAGCUAUUCUCUGGACUUCCAAGCUUGGACUGCGGUCACAAUUUUACUCAAGUCCUCCUCCAACUGGGAUGUUGUUAUGCUAAUGGAACGCAUAAGAAAAGAGGACGAUUUUAUUAUGAAUGGGCAUUAUUGGUGGCAAUGGAAACAAAUCAUUUGGAAAGUCAGCUCCAAGCUGUUCAGUUGCUGUGUCAAUUCUACACUACAGUUGUUCCAGAUGAAGCUCAGUGUGUCAUUUACAAUGAAUAUCAACUAUCCUUGGCUAGGAAAAUGUCAGACAAAGUUUUGGAAGGACAAAUUUUGGAAACCAUCAGUCAGUUGUAUCUCUCUUUAGGCACAGAAAGGGCUUACAGAUCAGCUCUGGAAUAUACCAAAAGAAGCCUUGGAAUAUUUAUAGAUCUUCAGAAGAAAGAGAGAGAGGCAUAUGCGUGGCUUCAGGCAGGAAAGAUCUAUUAUAUUCUGAGGCAGAAUGAGCUAGUGGAUCUUUAUAUUCAGGUUGCUCAAGAUGUUGCUCUUUGUAAUGGGGAUCCAAACUUAGGAGUGGAAUUGUUUGAAGCUGCAGGAGACAUAUUUUUCAAUGGUACCUGGGAGAGGGAAAAAGCAGUGUCAUUCUACAGGGACAGAGCUCUUCCACUUGCCAUUAAGACUGGAAACAAAAAGGCAGAACUCCGAUUAUGCAACAAACUAGUGCAAUUGCUGUUAAAUCUACAGGAUUAUGAGGACAGUCUGGAAUAUGCACAAGUAUCCCUCACACUUAGUGUGAAUUUAGGAAAUCAGCUAAAUGAACGAAUAGCAUAUCACAGACUGGCUACUAUCCAUCAUCGCCUGGGUCAGUGUGAACUUGCUGAACACUUUUACUUAAAAGCGUUGUCCCUUUGCUCCUCGCCUCUGGAAUUUGAUGAGGAAACAAUGUAUUAUGUGAAAGUGUAUCUAAUCCUAGGAGACAUUAUAUUCUAUGACCUAAAGGAUCCUUUUGAUGCAGCAGGAUAUUAUCACCUGGCACUUGCAGCUGCCAUGGACUUGGGCAACAAAAAGGCUCAGUUGAAGAUUUACACAAGACUCGCAAUAAUCUACCACAAUUUUCUUAUGGAUCGGGAGAUGUCUCUUUUCUUCUAUCAAAGGGCAAGAACUUUUGCAACAGAGCUUAACGUUCGGAGAAUAAACCUGGCACCUGAUCAGUAUUAUAAGAACGCAACAUGGGUACCUGUGAAAAAUGUCAUGUGAAGACCUACCAGGAAGCUAGAGAAAUAUCAUUUUGGUUUUGUCAGACAACAUAGAAUGUUUCUUGAUAUACUAUAUUGUACAUAAUGUAUAUGGAAUGUCAGAGACACGGGUUAAUGUCCCUGUCUUGACAACAGUAGGCCAGAUUUCACUUUUGUUGACACAUGUGCAACCACAUUGUCUUCAGUGGAAUUGGAGAUGUACAUGUGAGGGCAGAAUUCAGCCUAGGAAUGAACUAACUAAAACACUCACCCAUAAACUUUUUUGUAUUAGAAGAAAUUUUCUGUAUUAAUUGUUUAAGUUCCUAUUUUUGAAAACUCAUACAGGUCUUAGAAUGUGAUAAAUAUAAGUAUGCAAUGAAGUGUGAUAAUAAACCAUUGUAGAGUGAUAACAUUCACUAGAUAAUCAUGACCCCUUUUGUAUUUAAUGAGAUCAACACUAUUA